This is a messenger RNA of Lottia gigantea (owl limpet), 504 nucleotides long. RefSeq lists its product as hypothetical. The transcript has a single exon. The record is from RefSeq and is a predicted model, not a curated record. Lineage: Eukaryota; Metazoa; Mollusca; Gastropoda; Lottiidae. The annotation marks the transcript as partial.
GUCAAUAAACCACCAGACCCCAAUGUCAAUAAACCACCAGCCCAAAAUGUCAAUAAACUACCAGGCCCCAAUGUCAAUAAACCACCAGGCCCCAAUGUCAAUAAACCACCAGGGCCCAAUGUCAAUAAACCAUCAGGCCCCAAUGUCAAUAAACCACCAGGCCCCAAUGUCAAUAAACCACCAGGGCCCAAUGUCAAUAAACCAUCAGGCCCCAAUGUCAAUAAACCACCAGGGCCCAAUGUCAAUAAACCACCAGGCCCAUUGUCAAUAAACUACCAAGCCCCAAUGGCAAUAAACCACCAGUUCCAAAUGGAUAUAAACCACCAGGGCCCAAUGGCAAUAAACUACCAGGCCCCAAUGUCAAUAAACAACCAGGCCCCAAUGUCAAUAAACAACCAGGCCCCAAUGGCAAUAAACCACCAGGCCCCAAUGUCAAUAAACCACCAGGCCCCAAUGUCAAUAAACAACCAGGCCCCAAUGUCAAUAAAUCACCAGGUCCCAUAG